Molecule: messenger RNA, 1999 nt
Organism: Stegodyphus dumicola
Lineage: Eukaryota; Metazoa; Arthropoda; Arachnida; Araneae; Eresidae
Product: pancreatic lipase-related protein 2-like
Biological process (GO): lipid catabolic process
Molecular function (GO): protein binding; triacylglycerol lipase activity
Source: RefSeq, a predicted model, not a curated record
UCACAGUUUGUCAAAAUUCUAGUACAACUGUUAGAAUAUGAUGUAUGUGAAAGGAAACUCAUGACCAAAAAACCUUAUAGAGGGUUUCGAAUAAAAGAUGAAGGAGAAAGUUCUACUCAUCUAGAAAAAUUUCUCUGUAGAAGAACUCGCCAGAAUUUCACUCUGCUGAAAGAAGUGAGGGAAAAUGGAGAUAAUCCCAGGAUUUCUUAGUCACGCUUUCGUCCUUUUCUUUGCAUUGAACUAUGGAAGUGCUUCUCUAUCUUUAAAUAUAUUUGGAUGGCAAAGUAACCCUAAUGAUACAGGCAGAGAAAUCUGUAUGAAAGACCUUGGCUGUUUUUCAUUAACAAGUGAUUUCAUCAGUUUUCAGCAUAGACCUAUAAGUAUUUUGCCAAAUGAUAGAAGCACCAUUAAUACACGAUUCCUUCUGUUUACCAAAAAAAACGCUAAAGAGGAACAACUUUUGGUGGCGAAUAAUGCUCAGUCUAUAAAUGACUCAUAUUUAGACCCAGAGAAACCUGUAAAAUUUAUUGUACAUGGUUUUAUGGACAGUCAACUUUAUGGACCCUGGAUGGUGAAUUUAAAAGAUGAGUUGCUUAUGUACGGUGACUACAAUAUCAUUAUUGUCGACUGGAGUGGAGGAAAUCUUCCACCAUAUUAUCAAGCCACAUCAAAUACGAGAGUCGUGGGAGCAGAAAUUGCUUUCCUACUUAAAGCUUUAAACAAUUAUAAGGGAAUCCAACCAGAAAACUGUCAUAUCAUUGGUCACAGUCUUGGAGCUCAUGUUGCUGGUUACGCUGGACAAAUAUUGGGAAACCUCGGAAGAAUUACAGGUUGUGAUCCUGCGGAGCCAUACUUUCAGAACAUGCCUGCAAGUGUGAGAUUAGAUCCUACUGAUGCUGACUUCGUCGAUGUUAUCCAUUCCGAUUCUACAGACAUCAUGUUCUAUGGAUUUGGUAUGAGCCAUAAAGUAGGCCAUGUUGACUUCUACCCGAAUAAUGGUCGAAAUCAACCGGGAUGUGAAACAGAGAAAUUUAUUUCAAUUGUUUUGUCAGGAAUAACAGAAGGAGCCAGACGUUUUGUUAGCUGCAACCAUCAGCGAUCUUUGGACUUCCUUCACUAUUCCAUAAACUACAAAAAAGUGACUCCAGUUGGUUAUGAAUGCACAAGCUGGGAGGAUUUCUUAGCUGGAAAAUGUGCUGAGUGUGGACCGGAUACAAAAAAAUGUGCCAUCAUGGGAAUCCGUGCGGAUGAGUACAAAAAAUUUCGAGAUAAUUCUGUACAGCAUGCUAUGUAUUUGAAGACCUCAGCUUUACCUCCUUAUUGGCUAUAUCAUUACCAUGUAAGUGUGAAACUAUUCAAGCCUCAUUUUAGUUAUAAGGACUACGCGGGCACUUUCAGUAUUGGUUUGUACGGAUCUAAAGAAGAUGACAUAGCAAAAGUACAAGAUAGGAGCAUUGAUUUAAUUCAUGGAGAGACUUACGAGUAUAUUAUGACUACAAGUAAGGAAUUAGGCGAAGUGAGAAGUGUUACCAUGAAAUGGGGCAUGUUUUCUUUAAAUCCAAUUAAUCUGUUUAAAAAGCCAAAGCUGUACGUGGAGUACAUAACAGUAGUUCCCAUGAAUACCAUUGAGAAAUCACCAAGAAAUAUGACUGAUCGUGUCUUCUGUGGUAAUCCUAACAAUCCCAUUGAACCAGGCGAUGUUGCAACCUUCCACAAAGAUAAUACUUGCCUUGUAGAAAAUUUAAAUUAAUAAAUAAACCUAAAAUGUGAAAUAAAAAUAUAUACCGAAUAUCCAUACUGUAGCUAAUUAAUGUUGAUAGUAAUGCUCAGUACGUGAAUGUAUACUAUAUAUAAGUUUAUAUGUAGUAAUAAAUUUGGACUAUUUUUGAAUAAUACAGGGUUUUUUAUAUCAUCAUUAAAUUUUAAAGAAAAGGCAUGAUUAAAAACGGCAAAGCGAAAACUUGUAAAACUGAUUUUUGAUAAUAAAUGUCAGCUACUA